Molecule: messenger RNA, 4050 nt
Organism: Phycodurus eques (leafy seadragon)
Lineage: Eukaryota; Metazoa; Chordata; Actinopteri; Syngnathiformes; Syngnathidae
Gene: zbtb34
Product: zinc finger and BTB domain containing 34
Exons: 2
Coding region: 150-1769 (539 amino acids)
Biological process (GO): regulation of transcription by RNA polymerase II
Molecular function (GO): DNA-binding transcription factor activity, RNA polymerase II-specific; protein binding; RNA polymerase II cis-regulatory region sequence-specific DNA binding
Source: RefSeq, a predicted model, not a curated record
CAAAGAAUACGCGAGCUAGCUAAAGGUGCGCAUGUGUGGUGCACGCCAACACAGAAUUUCACACAAAUCCUUGGGAUUGUGGAACGAAAGCAGACUUGAGCGGAUAUUUUGCUCGCCACCGGUGCAGUGGAUGAGGCAAGAACAUUCCCAUGGCCACGUUGUGGAUCGAGAACAAACUGGAUCGCGACUCCUCUUCGUUUAUUAUGGUGGUUGACAAACUGGAGAAACAUAUUCUAGAAAUGGACGACGGCAGCUACAUCGAGUUUGAUGUGUCGGAGUUCAGCAACACCGUCCUGACUCAGCUCAAUGAGUUGCGACUGCAGGGCAAGUUAUGUGACAUCAUUGUUCACAUUCAGGGUCAGCCGUUUCGCGCCCACAAGGCCGUCCUGGCAGCUAGCUCCCCCUACUUUCGAGACCACUCGGCUCUCAGCACCAUGAGCGGCCUUUCGAUCUCAGUCAUCAAAAGCCCUGAGGUGUUUGAGCAGCUUCUUGCGUUCUGCUACACAGGUCAUAUGUCCCUGCAGCUCAAGGACAUUAUCAGUUUCCUCACCGCCGCUAGCUUUCUGCAAAUGCAGGUCAUUAUUGACAAGUGUACUCAGAUCCUUGAGAGCAUCCACUCCAAAAUAAGCCUCCCAGUUAAUACCUGCAGCCCAGAGAAGGAUGAUUCGCAGAGCAGUCGCAACGGGGUCAACGACAGCAACCUUUUCGUCAACCCUACGCAGAUCUCCCCCCCUUACUACUCCCGUCAGAGUCACGCAGGCCACGAAGCACGCUUGGAUCUGGCAGGAAAAGGCCUGGGUCGUGGGCGCCUGCAGCAAGAGGAAGGCCAGUCAGAUCGUGGCAGCACCGAUAGUGUGUCAGAGCAUGACGUUCCCAUGGAAGGAGAAAUGGAGCAAGUGGAACUCAUUGGCAAAGAUGGGCAAGUAACAGAUGUGCACGUGAAAGUGGAGAAAACCGAGAGGCCUACCUACUCCGAUAGUUCCUCGGCUGGCGAUGACGGCUACCACACCGAGUUGGUGGACGGAGAGCAAGUUCUGGCUGUGAGCGUGGGUUCUUAUGGUCCAGUUAUCCAGUCUGCUGCCUAUUCCUACUCAGGGCUGUCUUCCCCGUGCUUUGUUAACCUCAGCAGCUCCAGUCCAUCCCGUUCCAUCCUCAGUGGGUUCAGAGGUGGUAGAGCCAGAGCAAAGCGCCCCCUGGCCAUCCCAGCAGCGGUACUGAGUCACAUCAAGCAAGUUGCGGACGACGGCGAGCCCGCUGUGGGACCCGCCGUGUUGGAGAACGACGUGCGAGAGCGUAGCCUGAGGAGUCAGUGGUACCCGUACAACGAGCGACUCAUUUGCGUCUACUGCGGUAAGACGUUCAAUCAGAAAGGGAGCCUCGACCGUCACAUGCGCCUGCAUAUGGGCAUCACGCCAUUUGUUUGUAAAUUCUGCGGCAAGAAGUAUACGAGGAAAGACCAAUUGGAGUACCACAUCCGUGGCCACACGGACAACAAGCCGUUCCACUGCCAGAUCUGUGGAAAGUGCUUCCCGUUUCAGGGCACCCUUAAUCAGCACCUGAGGAAGAAGCACAUGGGAGCGUCCGAGGGCAGCAAUCACAUGGACUCUCCGGAGCGGACGGAGGGAAGCUCGGGUCAGAAGGACCAGGAGGAUACCGCUGAGGGGAUAGCCUACGAGGCCCAAUAUGCAGAAGAGGCACCGGCCACUGAUGUGGAGGAGAGUUCCAAAUGCAGUCCAGAAGAGGCUCAGGCAUCCAGAUGUGAUUAUUAGGUUCUGCUUCAGGUUCAAGAAGCUUUAAGAAAUGUUAAUUUCAAAUCGACUUAAGGACUUUUCAGCUCCCUCUGCUAUAGACGUUUCUUACUUUAAGGGGUGCUGCCGAUUUUGUGAACGCUAGGUGUCAAAUGCAGAGUAAAGCGAGUUACUUCGGGAGCUACGUACGUCGUACUAUUUUUGCUGAGGUCCCAUUUAUCUAGGCCCCCCACCCCAGGAUGAUUUCUCUUUAUAUCUUUCCAUGUUUUUAAAAACAUAUUUACAGAGUUAUAUAGGCAUGUUGCAAUAAUUGAAAAUGUGAAAGCUCUGGUAAGAUGCUUGUCAUAUCACCUUUUUACCUGACCUGUUUUUGCACAUACGGCCACAGGAGGUCACUCACUCACUCACUAGGAAUUAUCCUUUUUUUUUUUUUUAAUUGCAUAGCUUUUUGUGACAUAUCCGUUCAAUACCUCAUGAUACAACUACACACUCAUCACAGUAUUCUCACGUCAAUGGAACUUACUUGGUUCUACCUCAUAGCCAAUAAUUUACCGGGCGCAGACAAGUUCACUGUUAGAAAUCCAUUUUAGGGUGUAUGUACAGUAUUUUGCCAAACCAUGUGUAAAGAAUAUUCUCUCGAUAUAAAGCCUUCAUAGACGGGGGAAAUAUUCCUUGUUGAUUGUAUUGGUUAGACUAACAAAAAGGAGAUAUGCUCAAGUGAGUACAUUUUGUCUGAAAGUGUGUUUGUUUUUGGGAACAUUUAGAAAGUGGAGAACAAAAUAGAUGGCCCAGGAUACUGAAAGAUAUCAGUUUGCUGUCUAACAUUCAUUUCCAACAUAACGCAGAAUAUUUACCUCGUCACAAGUCCUGGUGGCAUGCUCGUCCAUAAGUCACGGUUUUCGACACUGUUCACUAUGAAAAGCGCCUUUUAUGUGAAGUCCAACAUACUGUACGUCCCCCCGCCCCCACACUGGGAUGUCAAAUUUACAUCAGAAUGUGUAACUUGUUUUUGACCCGAGUUAGGUUAGGUAAGCUAUAACUCGUUAUUCAUUCAGUGCCGUCGCAACAACUCCGGAUCCGUUCACACACAGUACAGCAAAAGUACUCGUCAAUAAUAUGCAAAACGCAGCAAAGGAAUCUCAGCCAUUUUAACGUGUUUUUUUUUUUUUCUUCCGUUAUUUGCAAGGACUAUUGUGUUUUUUUCUUUCCGUUUUAUUUCAUGUUCAUUCUGUCCUACCUGCCAUCUUUGUUCUCUGCAUUGGUGCGGAUCGAAUACAAAUGUAAAGACCAAGGUUAUUUUCAGAAGUCAAUACCACUUUUUGUUUGAUAUGUGUGGCUAAAACUAGAGAUAACUGUUUAAAGGUGGUGGAAAGAAGUACGUGAUACAAAGUAUUGAUGCACUUUGCAUAGUUAGUAGGUGGGAUUGAUGUCCCAGUGAUAGUUUGCUAAUCUCUUUUUAAAUCUGAUGCUGCAUUGUCAAGAGUAGGACAGUAGUAGCAACACAGCAGUUACUUACGACAUGAUGAAACUCUGCAACCACAUGAUUACUAACGGCUACAAAUCACGCAAAAGGCUUUGUUGUGUUUUAUCGGUUUAUUGAACCUAUAGGGCUUGGGCGUUGGGUAGAACGUAGUAUACAAAGACUGUUUUAUGUUCAUAGUGAUUUUAUAGUUGAUUCUUACAAGGCACUUGUAAGGCCUGAUUGAUUAUCCUUUCAAGCGGUUUGGUCAUUUAAAGCUCAGCUCGUGCGGUCUUUCUUUGAUACAACAUUGCUGUCUUAUCUUCCAUCCAAAUGAGUUUAAUGCCUUUCUUGUGGUGCAAUUUUGCUAUAUAGUAAUAUGAAAUGUUGUUUUGCCCAGUUGGAUCAAGAGGGUGGCCCUUGUCCUUUUAUUCAUGUGCAGUCCUUAUAUUUACUGGGCAGUUGAGAAGUUGAAUCAAAUUUGCUCGUCAUUCUGUUUGUUUUUUUUGUUUUUGUUUUUUUGUUUUUUGUUUUGUGUGUGUGUGUAGGCAUUUAUUCUUUACAGUUUUGGUUGAUAGCCAAUUCCACCCCCCCCCCCCCCCCCCCCCAACGUCAACAUUAAUCUUAGAAUUGUUUACUACAUUUAUUUCCGUCAUGUUUAUUUUUGUCCGCUGCUGAUGGAGUCUAAUUUGAUUCUGCCAGCGAUUUCCCAGAAAUGAUUUGCGAGUGAAAGGUACAAACUGUUUCAACUCUUUUGUGCCAUGACUUCUCACCAAAGAUUAGCACAUUAUUUAGGUUAGGUGUACAUUUUUGACUGUAUUUCAUAAGUGAAUGCUUAUCAGG